This is a messenger RNA of Aaosphaeria arxii CBS 175.79, 1094 nucleotides long. RefSeq lists its product as uncharacterized. Lineage: Eukaryota; Fungi; Ascomycota; Dothideomycetes; Pleosporales. The record is from RefSeq and is a predicted model, not a curated record. Bases 93 to 797 code for a protein of 234 amino acids. The transcript has 3 exons.
UGUUGUAGGAGGGAGGGUUAUUUAUCUUGCUUUCAACGGCUUUUUCUACGUACCAAAAACAACGUAUACAAACCGCUUUAGUUACAUCCAAAAUGUCUACUUCCGCUGGAACCAAGGUUACCACCGACGCCGCCUCCAACCAAGCCAUACCCGAAGCCGUCGGAACCGUGACAUCAGACUCCCUAGCCGCCGAGUCGCUCAAAUCCGCCGGAGCAUUUGGCGAAGGCAACCCCAAAGCCGCAGCUUCGAAACAGCCCUCCCACUCCACAACCACAAACACCACCGACACGUCCAGCGCGCGCGAGAUCCCACCCGCCGUCGACGCUGAGGCACGUGAGGCCCGCGACGGCUGGUCUGAGGCCCAGCAGCUCAGCGCCGGGAAGGGCCUCGGCAAGGAGUCCGGCGUAGGUCCCACGUACAACACCACCACGGGGGCAUCGACCUCCGCGACAGGCGGCCUCCCCGGCACAGGGUCGACAGGAGGAUCUGGAUUCCCCAACGGCGGCGGUGGCAGCGUGACUGGCGGGUACGCAGGUGCUGCCGACUCGGCGCGUGUUCCUGGCGAGUUCCAGCCCAAGGGGACGAACGUCCAGGAGGGCGGGUUUGACGCCGGCGCUCCCAAUGCGUUAUUCAACGGUGCGGAGCCGGGUUCUAAGGAUGAUCCUGCUCGUCUUGCGCAGCAGAAGUUCCAGUUGAGUAAUUCGCAGGCUGGUGCUGAUGGUGCUGGCGCUGCGAGGCAGGGAGAGGUGACGGGGGAGACGGCGUUUGAUGCGUUGGAGAGUGAGCAGAAUGCUUAGAGGGUGGGGGGUGUUAAUGAUGGGUAGUUAGAUGAAGAGGCUCAGUGGUAUACUUCACGAUAUAAUGAAUACAACGUGCUCAAGAAAGAGUUCAAUUCUAGUUGUUCUUCAGGUAGGCGUAUGUGGUGCAUGAGAUGCCUGACCAAUGUGAUGGUUUCUAUUAGCCAUCACGGUGGAAUGAUCUUAAGAACUUUAGCUACAGCUUAGGUCUAGUCCGGAGACCAUCAAGUUUUGGGGACAUAAUGUUCGUGGUACGCCGUAUGAUGUUGAACUGGAAGUCGGGAUGAAUGAGCGUUG